CUUUAUUAUUGCGAUGCGCAAUGUCUAUACAAAACCCAUACGCGCUGCCUCUUGCGAAUUUCUCGGGUUCCCCUUCAGUCAUCCUUUAGACCAGUCACUCUUUUAACAAGAUAUCUUCGGUAUCACCACGUUCGCUACGAUGAUGUUCCCCAACUUCGCUGCCGGCCUUGUUGCCGCUCUUUCUAUCUCCGGUGUCAACGCUGGUCUUUGCCGUCCUAGCUCGCAGACCAGCGUGGUGGUUUCGUCUGGUAGCACUACUGCUAAGACUGCGUCUGAGACUUCAGCCACGCAGACUGUUGUUGGUACCACUACCACCAGUGUCGAGACCGGUUCAGAGACCACCACCAGUGAGGCUGGUGCUGGGACGACCACGAGCGUUGAGUCUGGAUCUGAGACUACUACUGCCGAGACCGGAUCUGAGACCACUACCGUUGCGAUUGUCUCUGACACCACCACCACCGCUGAGACAUCCUUUGCCACUACUACUGUACUCACCACCUCUGAUAUCGAUGUCACCACCGACGUGACCACCUUCGUCACCCUCACCGCCACCGACACAACCACUUCUGAACUCGCCACUACUUCUGCUUUCGUCCCUGCCGACCUUUUCCCCUGCGAAGUCAGCCAGGACUGUGAAGCCUACGUUCAGCUCUGCGAUGCUGUCCGCUGCGGCUGUAUCAACCGCAACUGCGAGCAACUCACUGGCACCACCACUGCUGAGGCUACCACCACCGCUGCUGUCGAUGAGGAAACCACCACUACAGCUGAGGCUACCACUACUGCUGCCGCCGAGGAGAACACUACCACUGCUGUAGUUGAGGAGCCUGCUACAACCACUCAAGCCGAGGAGGCCGAGACUACUGUGGCACCCCUUCGUCGACGCGCUCUCGCUAGCGCCGUCCCCGAGGGCACUCACUACUGCGAUGUUCCUAAGGACUGUGAGGAGAAGAUCGACAUAAAUGGAUACAGCUGCGUGGACUUUGGGUGCACUUGUCUCGAGAACUCUUGCGUUGCUGAGAUGCCCUACCUCUAGGGGAUGAGGGUGAUAAGCUCAGUGUACUUUAUCUCAUCGUUGACAAUAGACGCCAGGAAUUUAAUACUUCCCUUACCCUUUGGUCCGAUCGCUGUGAGCUGCUAGAAAAUGAAGACAUUGUUUUCCGUUAUUGCCAUUGGAUAGUUUCAAUUUCUAGUGCUUUGGCGAAUGUUGACAAGGAACCUUGAUUGUUUGACCACUUCGAUUCGUUUUCUUUCACUGUGUCCACGUAGAGUGCUGCUAACAUCAUAUUCCGGC
Molecule: messenger RNA, 1291 nt
Organism: Fusarium verticillioides 7600
Lineage: Eukaryota; Fungi; Ascomycota; Sordariomycetes; Hypocreales; Nectriaceae
Exons: 1
Coding region: 140-1033 (297 amino acids)
Source: RefSeq, a predicted model, not a curated record